AUGGACAAGACGGGCCCCGGCACCCCCGAAAGGGGUGGCACAUUGCACCGCUUCCGUAUCGAGAAGCCAAGACCGACAAACACGGCAGCGGCCCGGCGGCCCUCCAAGACGAGCCCCCGCGUCAAGACGGACCAGAGCAUGUACGGCGCCGAAGGCAACGAGGACGCGGGAGAGAGUCAAAGCGCCCAGGGCGAGGAUGGCACCACGCCUUCGGCUGGCGGCAUGCAGUCUGUCGCCACACAGGGCAGCGACGGGACCGUCGCGAUGUACGCCUGCAUCCGCUGCCGCAACUCCAAAAAGAAGUGCGAUCGCAUCCUCCCCGAAUGCACCGCCUGCAAGCGCCUGGGUGCCCGCUGUUUCUUCCCCUCGCCCGUUGCCAGCACCGCCAGUCAAGCUGCUGCUCUGCGCGCUCGUGUGACGUGGCUGUCCAACUUCGUUGACUCGCUGAUGCCCGUCGGCUCGGCACCAGUUUCGUGCUACGACACGGGCUACGACCUGCACUCGGUGCCACAUCUUGCACGGCUAGCGGAGGGUGCAGCAGCAAGGGGAUCCAUAGCAACAACGACAACCGGGCCCGCACCAGGCCUCGGAGCAGGUUCUGCCCUGGUUCCAGGCGCGGUUCCAGGAGCAGUGCCGGGUGCAGCUCCAGGAACCGAGUCGGCGCCGAUCGUGGUAUCACAUAACCCACCACCCGAGGACCAUGACAUGGACGGCAUCCCACCGGGGCCAACAUCUGCUGGCAGCAUUCAUCAGCAGCCAACGCCCUCCAGCACGGACAAUCCCGAUCCGCCCCAUAUGCAUCAGCACCACGGGCCACCACCCUCCACCGUACCUCCAAUGGCUGCCGCAAGCCGGACGCCCCGCUACACUCCCUCCGAUGCUCUCAGUGUCCGGCCUAGGUUGCAGCCUGUGCGACAAUACACGCCCAGGUUCAGCCACAUGCACCUCGUCCGCGCUUACUUUCGUCACAUGCACCGUUCAUAUCCCUGCCUCUACGAAAGCUCCAUCAUCGACCUGGCCGAGUCGCACAUUGGCCACGCCGUCUUCGAGGAAGGCCACAGUAUCGACCUCACCUCUGUGCGCCUGUAUCUUGUCAUGAUUUUGGGCAUAGAAGCCAUUUCUCGGUUUGGAGGCACCCGGAGUGGUGGCGAGACCUUCCGUAACGGCAUGGCCGGACUCGGCCACCGCACAACUGCCAGCGUUGACAUUGACGAAGAAGACCGCGCCAUUGCAGCCCAGGCGCUCACGCAGAUCCGCAUGCCGUACCAAGAAAUCGUCCAAACCUGCCUCAGCAAUCGGUCUAUUCCCGCCGUUGAAGUGCUGCUCCUGCUGACCAUCUACGCGCUCUUUGACCCGGACGGCUGGUCGCCCUGGGUCAUCGUCGGCAUGCUGGGCCGCGAGUCUGUCCUGCUCGGUCUCAACCGCCGAGGAUCGUCCGCCUCGGAGCCUAGCCAGUUGUUGCAAUCCGAGUUUCACCAUCGACUGUUCUGGUGUGUCUUUUCCAUCGACCGCCUUGUGGCCAGUGUUUACGGGCUCUCCCUGGCCGUCCAAGACUACGACGCCGACCUAUCGCUUCCCGGCGUCACAACCCAAGAGUUUGCCGCCUCUGAACAGGCCGAGCACAUUACCACGCUGCAGAUUGCCCGUCAGGCGAUUGCCCUGCGCGACAUCGAGGGCCGCUGCCUCUCCCUUGUGCACUUGGACCAUGGCGGACUGGCCCUAUCCCAUCCAGCUGCGCCCUUCCACCAGCAACCGCAGCAGCGCCGGAUGCUCCUGCCUAGCCUCCGAGAGCGCCGCGCCAUGAUUGAUGAGCUGCGCGGUGCUGCCGACAACUGGUACACGCAGGGCACGCUCCUGGCGCGGCGCGAAGCUCACGCCGUUCACUUCCAUAACACUAUCACGUGGCUCAAUACCAACUACCACGGCAUGCUCAUGCUGCUGUACUGCCCGUCGCUCUUCAACUCUGGCCCCAGCGAGCCCGAAGACCUGAUGGACCUCCACCGCACCAUUGGCAAGUACGUCCAGAGCGUGUAUGCCCAGUUUGUCGACCGUCAGUUGGCACUCAAUUGGACGACCUUGAGUCGCAUGCUGGUCGUGUGCCGUAUUUUGCUACACACCUACUUCAACCUCUGCUGUGGCACGCUGCCUCCCAGCAGCGGCGGCCUCGGCAACUACGGCACUUCCGGUACGCCAGGCUCAUACUCGCUGCCGCCACCUGUCGCGCCCGAACAGCAGCUGGCGUCCAUCGUCGCCGAGCAGCUCGACAUGAUUCUGCAGUGUGAGGGCAUCCUACGCGCCUUUCAACCCACUUGGGGCUAUGCACGCAAAGGUGCCAUCCUCUACCGACGUCUCGAGGCGGUGUUCCGUAUACGCUUGCGCCAAGUACAAAGCCGCGCGGCCGCCGUUGCAGCCAACCCUGAAAUGCCACCCGCCUACUUCCACAACAGCCCUACAGACCGAGGGCACCACACAUACGGCAGCCAAGGCCAGAGCCAGGGGUAUAAUCAGCCUGGUAGCCACAAUCUUGGCUACCAUCCUGCGAACACCUUGCAGGACUAUCACAAUCACGCCCAAUACGUCAGUCAGAGUCAGGGCCAGGGUCAUAGUCACACCUCCAUCGCGUCUAACUCCCCCGCAUCGCCGUACGGCGGCGGAGGGCUGCCGCCGCUCUCCUUGGCUGCCACAACCAGUAUGCGCAAAGACGACGUUGAUGUUGCCAACGACAUCCACGACAUUUGCGACGAGGUCGAGGAGCUUAUUCAAAAGUCGCUCGGUGUCGCCAGUACCUACAACUACCUAUCAGGUGAGCGGCGCAAGCGGCCGCGCCGCACACCAGUGCCUAAUUACCACGGGCAUCAAGUUCACGGGCAUGCGUGA
Molecule: messenger RNA, 2877 nt
Organism: Sporothrix schenckii 1099-18
Lineage: Eukaryota; Fungi; Ascomycota; Sordariomycetes; Ophiostomatales; Ophiostomataceae
Exons: 1
Coding region: 1-2877 (958 amino acids)
Biological process (GO): DNA-templated transcription; positive regulation of transcription by RNA polymerase II
Molecular function (GO): DNA-binding transcription factor activity, RNA polymerase II-specific; zinc ion binding; sequence-specific DNA binding
Source: RefSeq, a predicted model, not a curated record